CGGUAAUGGCCCAUGGGUAACGGAUGUUGCCAAGCGAGAGGCUAUGAUUUCUUCCGGAACAUGGAAAAUAAGUAGUUUUACAAGAAAAGCAAGCGAUCUGGAUCAUGGCAUCGUCUCAAACAGUUAAGAUUGGAAUAAUUGGAGGUUCUGGCCUCGAUGAUCCAGAUAUCUUAGAGGGACGCACUGAGAGAUAUGUUGACACUCCAUAUGGAAAGCCAUCAGAUGCUCUUAUUUUGGGAAAGAUCAAGAAUGUUGAAUGUGUUCUCCUUGCAAGACAUGGAAGACAGCACACCAUAAUGCCCACCAAUGUAAACUACCAGGCCAAUAUCUGGGCACUGAAAGAAGAAGGCUGCACACAUCUGUUGGUGACGACGGCCUGUGGUUCACUGCGAGAGGAGAUCCAGCCUGGAGACAUUGUCAUCAUUGAUCAGUUUAUCGACAGGACUACUAAGAGAGCUCAGACUCUGUAUGAUGGACAGCAGAGCAAUCCUCCUGGAGUGUGCCACAUCCCCAUGGCUGAGCCAUUCUGCAACAAAACAAGAGAGGUUUUGGUGGAAGUGGCUCGAAGCCUCGGGAUCAAGUGUCACGUGAAAGGGACCAUGGUUUCAAUAGAGGGACCACGAUUCUCCUCCCGAGCAGAAAGUCUGAUGUUCCGUCAGUGGGGCGCUGAUGUCAUCAACAUGACCACUGUGCCAGAGGUGGUACUCGCCAAAGAGGCCGGUUUGAGCUAUGCUAGCAUCGCCAUGGCAACAGACUAUGACUGUUGGAAGGAGCAUGAGGAGGCGGUCUGUGUUGACAAUGUGCUCAAGACAAUGAAAGAAAAUGCAAACAAGGCAAGCAGCAUCCUCCUAACAGCCAUACCCCAGAUCAGCCAAAUGGACUGGGGACAGACUCAGGCGUCCUUAAAAGCAAUGGCCCAGUCUGCAGUUAUGUUACCAAAACAUUAAGAGUGAAUAAAGACUUUGCAGACGACUCUGCUGGUGAAAACCCCUGGAAAAAUGCCGUUGUUUUUGUUUGCCGGCCGCCUGAAGAACUAUUCUGUCUGACAAACAGAUUUAGAGGUUUGCCUUACUAGAUCACCCAUUUGCUUUUAUGUAUUAUUAUAAUUUUUGUUGAACAUAACCAUUUGAUGAUCACUUAGUUGUUUCAGCUAAAAAUCCAUGACUGGAGUAUUUUGUAUUAAGAGUCAUCUGAUCUCUCAAGCCACUUUAUACCUCGAACAUUGGUCCCCUAUUUCUGUUUAUUAUUACAUGAAAAUGAAUAAAACACAAUCUCUUGUAAUCUUAAUCUUA
Molecule: messenger RNA, 1292 nt
Organism: Periophthalmus magnuspinnatus
Lineage: Eukaryota; Metazoa; Chordata; Actinopteri; Gobiiformes; Gobiidae
Gene: mtap
Product: methylthioadenosine phosphorylase
Exons: 8
Coding region: 105-947 (280 amino acids)
Biological process (GO): nucleoside metabolic process
Cellular component (GO): cytosol
Molecular function (GO): S-methyl-5-thioadenosine phosphorylase activity
Source: RefSeq, a predicted model, not a curated record